Xenia sp. Carnegie-2017 is the source of this 2839-nucleotide messenger RNA. Its product is annotated as syntaxin-binding protein 4-like. Lineage: Eukaryota; Metazoa; Cnidaria; Anthozoa; Malacalcyonacea; Xeniidae. The transcript is spliced from 2 exons. The record is from RefSeq and is a predicted model, not a curated record. Gene Ontology annotation, molecular function: protein binding.
GUGUGGGAGUACUUACAGUUGAAUUGGCAUUUUAUAAAAUAUGCCAUUAAAAUAUGCGCUUUUCAAAAAGCGCCAACGGAGAAGAUCAAUUUUUUAAGAUCUUAUUCAUUAUUACAUAAUCAAUCUGUAGUCACAAGAGGUGGCAAUGCGUCAACGAUGAACGACCUUCUCACGCGUUUGUACGCAAGUUUAGGAAAUCAACAUUCCCGAAAAUAAUACCUUUCUGAUAAAAUGUUUUUGAUUAAAAAAAUGUGCUAAAACAUGAAACGCAUUAAGCUCCAUGCGUCGAUUGUUUUCGUAUUGCCGUUUCUUAUUCGGAAAGCGACGACAUACGCUCGUUGCGUCAUGGCAACGUCCUGAAGGAUUUUAUUCAUUAUUUGUAAAUCUUGUUUACACGUUUUCGUGAUUUUGACAAUGAACUUUAUUGUCUUAGUUUUUGGCUUUAGUCAAUGUCGAUUUUUGUACGGAGAACGCACUCACCCUGAUUGAUAGUAAAUUGUAGGAAGAUGGUUGAUGUAACAGACGAGUUCCCAUCAACUAGACACGUUUCCAGUCUGGUUUCCAGUUGUACUGAACAUCCUAUUGUUUUAAACAAUUGCCGAAAUGGAAUAGGAAUUAAAAUUGUUGGUGGAAAGACUAGCAAUGGUGAAAACCAUGGGAUAUUCGUAAAACGCGUUGUCUUUGGUAGCGUUGCGGAAAAAAGUGGUUUGUUAAAAGAAGGAGAUAAAUUAUCUUAUGUAAACAAUGAAAGCAUGAAAGAUGUCACCAGCGAAAGGGCCAUUGCUAUACUAUUGAACGCCGCAAGAGGAGGAACAGUCACCUUAACUGUUGAAAGAAGUUUGAAAUCAAUUAAAGAGUAUGAAAAUUUAGUUGGCAUUGUCAAAUCUAGUAGUCUGUUUGAUCAGAAUUCCAACAGAUCUAUGGUUGUUUCUCCCACAUCACUUGAGAAAAGAUCAUGGAUUUUAGCGAAUGGAAGGAUGUCUCCUAUGUUGUCCGAGCCCUUACCCAAAGCAGUUGGCACGUUUUACCAUAAAAAUGCACUUGUCACUGAUGAACAAUCUGGUUUGUCAGCUGAAUCCAUGGUCGAUUCAGGUUUACAGUCAUCAACUUCAACCAUGAAGAGCUUAAGUGAUGUGAAAGUUGCACAUGUAUUAGUUAGAAAUGGACUUGGCAUUAACAUUACUGGUGGAACUAAUCAUCCUGAUGGUCCUGGUGUGGUUGUCAAUGAGCUGGUAUAUGGUGGUGAUGUUCAUCAGAAUGGUAAAAUUAAACCAGGUGAUCUAUUGGUUAGCAUUAAUGGUGAGACAUUUCUGAAUGCAACUCAUGAACAAGCCAACAUGAAGUUGAAUCAAGUUAAAUUGAAAGCUGAGAAAGAGUUUGUAAUAAACUACUUACCACAAAGAAUAGAUACGGGAAAUUCUCUUUUAAAGUCUAACAAAUAUGAUGAAAUUUUUUCCACAAACAUUUCAGAUUCUAAUUUAGGUAGUCAUUUCAACUCUAUAAAUCAACCUCCCCUUCAGAGUUCAUCAGUCCCUACUUAUCUUCAGCAAGAUCUUGAAAUAUCCCAGGGUUCCCCUAAAGUGUUGUUAAAUUCUACAAGAAAACCACCAAAACGUAGAUUAUCUUUGCCACCAUCAUCAAAAUUGCAAUAUGACAAGCUUGAAGUUGCUUUGAGUCAUUUAGGAGUUGUUCUGAGCAGCGAACAGAGCACAAUGAUUCGUGACCGGAUGAAUAUUGAUUUACAUGGGUGUGUUUUAUAUGGAGAUUUUGUUGAAGUUGUGCGGGAUGUGUUACAUACUGAGGUCAAUAGUAAGAAUAAUGUGUUUCAUGGUGGAUGUGCAUUGAAUGGAGAAGAUUCUUUAAAAAGUCCAUCAAGACAGGAGCAAAAUUCUAAUGCUAUUGAAAUUGAAAUGAAUCAGAUUAGAAAAGAACGCGAUAGAGCUUUUUCAGAAAUUAAAAUACUAAAGCAACUACUUGAAAAGCAACAGAUAAAAUCAUACAAAGCAGAGGAAAUGGAAAUUAUGAAAAGGACAACAGAAGAAGCUCUUGAAGAAAGUUUAGCAUUUAAAGAUGAGGUGCAUCUUGCACAACAAGCCAACAAGGCUGCAGCAACUAGAGAAGCGGAGUAUGAAGAAAUUAUUAAACUUUUGGAAGAUAAGAUUCACCAUCUUACUUUGCAAAAGACUUGUGACCAAAAAGAAUAUGAAGAAAUUCAAAAAAAGGUUGUCAUACUUGGUUGCCAGUUGAAAAAAAGUGAAGUUGCUCAAAAAGUGUAUGAAGUUGUAACUCAAAAUUGCUUACAUUUGCUGAUCAUGUUAAUGAGGUCUUAGGCCACACAGAUGCAUCUGUUGUCCUCAAGCCAUCGCUUCAAACAUCCAGCAUGUCACAUAAAAAAAUUUCCUCCCCUCCAUGCAGAAGAAAGUGUUGAUGUAUCUAAAGCAGUGAGGAUGUUACUUGAAGAACAACCAUUGCCAUUUGGUUGGGAGGAAGCUUACACUGUAGAAGGAGAUAGAUAUUAUGUCAAUCAUCUUGAUCAACUUACUUCUUGGUUGCAUCCAGUUACACAUAGUAAUACAGCUGCUGAUAAAGAUUGAGCAUUUUUGAAGGAAAUCAAAACUAUGAACAAUAAAUGGUCAUAAUGUUUUAUAAAUAUAGUAAAAUUCAGUUAUCCUGAUUACUGACUUAAUUAAAUAAAAGCAGUUGUCUAGUGUUAUAUAUUAUAUUCAAAUGACAAGUUUUUAUAACAAAGUUUAAUUUUGGAAAUGUAAAGAUAUAUUUUCUUAUGUUAAUGCAUGCAACAAGAUAAUUAAAUACAUUUUAAAUAUAUAUUUAUUGCUUA